Gossypium arboreum is the source of this 1026-nucleotide messenger RNA. RefSeq lists its product as uncharacterized. Gene Ontology annotation, molecular function: GTP binding; GTPase activity. Gene Ontology annotation, cellular component: trans-Golgi network; cytoplasm. Bases 271 to 822 code for a protein of 183 amino acids. The record is from RefSeq and is a predicted model, not a curated record. The transcript is spliced from 3 exons. Gene Ontology annotation, biological process: protein localization to Golgi membrane; intracellular protein transport; vesicle-mediated transport. NCBI's taxonomy places the organism in Eukaryota, Viridiplantae, Streptophyta, Magnoliopsida, Malvales, Malvaceae.
AUCAUCACUAGUCAUACACGUCACCAGCUACCGUGUCCAAUAGUCCAAGCAUCAAUGCCCCUCUAUCUCUCCAUUCUAUUUCUUCUUCUUUUCCUCAAAAAUUAAUUUCCACUCUUUCUACAAAAUUUUCCGAAACCAGAUCGGAAAUUCCCUUUCGUUUUCCCCCAAAAGGUUUCCAAUUUCCCCUCCUUCAGGAUCGACGCUAGACUAUCCAUCGCCACCGUUCAUCAUCGUCUCAGCCGCCUCUCUUAAAACCAGGGAUACGAAAAGAUGGGAGCUUUCAUAUCGAAGUUCUGGUUCAUGUUAUUUCCCGCAAAGGAAUAUAAGAUUGUGGUGGUUGGGUUAGAUAAUGCUGGCAAAACGACGACGCUUUACAAGCUUCACCUUGGUGAGGUUGUUACUACCCAUCCUACUGUUGGUAGCAACGUUGAAGAGCUUGUUUAUAAAAACAUCCGUUUCGAGGUAUGGGACCUUGGUGGGCAAGACCGACUACGGACAUCGUGGGCAACAUACUAUCGUGGAACUCAUGCUGUUAUUGUGGUGAUAGACAGUGUGGAUAGGGCCAGAAUCACCAUUAUGAAAGAGGAGCUCUUCAGGUUGCUCGCACACGAGGACCUACAACAUUCUGUUAUUCUCGUUUUUGCAAAUAAACAAGACCUAAAAGAUGCAAUGACCCCAGCUGAGAUCACCGAUGCCCUUUCGCUUCACAGCAUAAAAAAUCACGAUUGGCACAUCCAAGCCUGCUCCGCACUUACAGGAGAUGGACUGUACGAUGGUCUUGGGUGGAUCGCCCAGCACGUUACCGGAAAAGCACCAAGCUGAAAAGGAUCUGAUCAAUGAAAGAACGACCCAUUCAUUCUCCAUAUAUAUAUUAUGGAUUCUGCUGAUUUAUCACCAAAAAAAACAGAGUAAACUUUUGUGUACCAUCUUCUGUAUGAACUUUUUCUAGAUUGUUUUUAAACAUUUCAAUUUGCCUCUCAAGAAAUUGUCAUUUUUAUGCACAAUGAAAUCUUUUUCAUUUAAAAA